This is a messenger RNA of Symbiodinium natans, 3342 nucleotides long. Lineage: Eukaryota; Dinophyceae; Suessiales; Symbiodiniaceae. The record is from the annotation of a GenBank genome assembly.
AUGGCCGACCGGAGCCGUCCUUUUUUCUUAGCGUUAGGGAGCACAAAUGGUGACAAAGUUCCUGUAGAAAUCAAUGGAACCCCAGUAGAGUUCGAUUCACCUGGCUUCAAAGGUUUGUUCCAUGUCAUCCACGACACAGGGAACGAACCGCACAACGUGAAGCCGGAGAACACGAAUGGCCCAAGGAAGGGAUUGAUUGUACAAUUCCAAGGAAAGUUCAAACACAAUGCCACGAUGGGCCAAGAAAACACUACCAACAUUUGGGCUGGUGGCACAUUGGAUGGAGAGCUCAACCUUGGUUGGAUCAUGUCAAACGUGGUCUCCGUGGGGGCCAAGUUCGCAAAGAAAAAAACCGGUGGCCGUUUCGUGAUUGACCUGGGCAGCAAAACGGCACCGUGCCAGAUGGGCUUCCACAUACGGGCCCUCAUGUGCUUUGUACGAACCCCUGAUGGUGAGGAUCCGCCCCCGUUAGGCAGCGAAGAAGUGGAGAACAUUGCCUGGGCGGGCCCGGGCCUGCUGGAAGUGGAUACAACGAGCACAUACACAUUCAUUUGGAGAGUGGCAUAUCUGGACCUUUACACUUGGGAAUUGUUGAAGGUGCCUGCCAUUAGUCCACUCCCUUUGGAAAGUGUUCUGGGUGAGAUCAAAUCUGGCUGUGCCUUCAUUUAUGAUCUUGGCCGAUGCGGUGGAGAACAUGGCAACUGGAGAGACAGCUUGAUUCUGCAGAUCUUCUUUUCCAGGGGAUCUCAGGGAGAAGACUGGCAAGUAGAGCGAAAGCCAUCGGCUGCCAUAGAUGAUGACUCUCCCAAGACUGUUUUGGAAGUAGCGUCCGAAGCAUCUGAGGAGGGCUCCGCAGCAGGAUCUGAUGUUCAGGUACUGGUCGCGGACGAUCAAAGUGAUUCAGAGACGACCCAAGACUCACUCGAUGAUGAUGAUGAGGCCAUUUACGACCAGGAUGAGGAGGAGAUUCGCGAAUUGAGCAAAAGUCACUCUCAGGCGCUGCUUCAAAUCGAAAGUUGGCGCCCUCGAGAGGUCGAAGGCAUAUUGCCUGAAGAUCUUCAUGUUCAAGUUCCGUUCUACAUUGAAGCAAUCGAUCGUUUCCGACGCCGCAAGGUUCGCGACUGGUAUAUCUUCUCGCUUACUGAUGCCGGUGGCACCUUCUGGACAGCAAAGGACUCCCAGGAGCUGGCUUCACUUUGCCGCCCGAAGCGGCGGCUCCGAACCUUCCGCCGCGGUCCAGGAGCCAGAAGGUACACGUGCUGCGCUGUGAAAACGCUGGAGCAAUUCCGCAAUGUCGUGUCAGUCCAGCUCGACGGAGAAUCCAAACUCAGGAGCGUUGUGGUCCGAGCCGCUGUCACGGGGGAAAUGACCCCAGAGCAGACGGAUAAGUCAGUGGAGGGGAGCCCGCAUGCCGAAUCGGGCCAUUUGAGCAGCCCUGCCAGACUGGCUCACAAAGUCAGACGUCGGACGCUGGGACAGCGCAGACGAGUGCAACUCAUGCCACCGCGCUUUUUCGUGGCAGCGGAUAGUGUUGUUUGCGGCCUGGCUUUUGCCCAUGCGCGACAAGGACGAGCAAGUGUCAUCCAGGAGGCCUUGGUUGGGUCUGUGCACUUUGAAGGCCGAAUCUGCGAAGAGCUGCUUCGGUUAUCUUCAGAUGGCUUCCUUCGCUGCUUUACGCCCUAUGAUUGCGAAAAGCCACGAAUCAGUGUGCAUGCCGGUGAGAUCUUGCAGAUUGAAGCGCUGCCUGGGCCAUGCCUUGGCCGAUUUAUGCUUUGGCAAGUCCACACGUUCCUGCGCGUCUUCGUCUUCUGCUGUGCAGACUCUGCCGAGCGGGAACAGUGGAUCUCGAACUUGAGUCGCAUGGUGGCACAGGUUGGCGGUGACCAUGCACCAGCUGAAGGUGCCAGCCAAAAGGACACAAAGUCAACCCCAGAUCUUGGCUCUCCGCGAGAGCCACCAUCACAAGAACCGCCGUCGCCGAAGACGCCCGCAACCUGGAAAAGCGGGCGAUCAAACCCAGUGGAAGUGUUUGGCUUAUCUAUCGCAAAAAAAGCCGCUGGCAGAGUCGCAGGCGGGGCCAGAACCGGCUUGCGCGCGAUUACGGGUGGACAGCGCGUGCCAAGUAAAGAGGCGAUGUUGCUCAUGGACUCCACAAGGGCCCGGCGCUGGGGCCACCGACGGCGACUGGUCCUUAACGAUCGCAUCCUCGCAAGCUUGCCAGAAAAGCAGUUGGCACCCGACUUCUCAGCGUGUCUGCUGGAGAAAGCGCUAAGUUUGGGGGAAGCACCGGCAGGGGCCGACGUCACCGCCUUCCUGGAUGCGACAUGCCUCUUCAAGGCCGUGAGCUUCCAAAAUUGGACCGAGGCUGAGGUGUUGGCAUUUUGGAUCAACACUUAUCACUGCAUCCUCCUGCAUGGCCUCCUCAUCUUUGGGGCUCCGCAGUCCAAAUCCGAGUUGAGCAAUUUCCGAAACAGGGUCAGCUACUUGAUCGGAUCGCGGCCGAUGAGCCUGCGCGAGAUCGAAAGUGCCAUGCUGCGUGUGCCCAAGACAGACCCGCAGGCUGCCAGGCAAGCUCGCGUGCGAGCGCGGCAGCUCCUGGGCUUUUGCCUCUGCCGCGGAAAGGCCGUCACCGACGUCACUCAGCCAGACCCCAACUCUCCCUUCAGCAAUCGCCAGUCAAAAGCCCAGAAGGAGCAAGAUGCCAAGAUGUGUUUGCCCAAGAUGCCGCUUCCCAAGGGCCCAUGGACCUAUGACAAAAUGCAAGCGUGUCUGUACAUUGGAAGCCCUCCCGAAGUCUGGCUUCCACCGAAGCAGGACCUCCGAGUCGUACUGACUCUGAACCGAGGUACCUUGAGCUCCUUGUCUGCGGUUCCAAUCGUCGAAGCUGGAAGCAUUGACUCCCAGCUAAACGAAAUGGCACACCAAUUCGUCAGUACCUUCGUGGAGGUACAGCUUCGGGAUGGAAUUCCGCAGAAGGUGAUGUUGCCGGUGUGGUGCCGAGCCCUUCUACAAGAGUUCAGGGAUGACGAGGCCCAGUUGCUUUCUUUCAUCUGGAAGUUCAUGUCGAAGGAGGCGCCGCAGUUGCCGGACAAGAAGAUUCAGCUCAAGUUCAAGAAGUUUCCCCAAGACUCGCGUCAACGUGUUCAGUUCUUCAAGGCUAUUCUUGGCGCCCAAGAGGCGAAACCAACUUCAGCCUUUUACGCUCUCGACAGCGCUGCGAAGGCGGCACACCUCACGCUGCUGACCAGAGGCCAGAAGUCACAUGCGCUGCAACCGACAGUCGCUGAACCUGAGCCGGAGCGUGAUGAUGAAUUAAAGGAUCUGAGCCUCAUCUCUCUAUGA